Seminavis robusta is the source of this 1497-nucleotide messenger RNA. Lineage: Eukaryota; Bacillariophyta; Bacillariophyceae; Naviculales; Naviculaceae. The record is from the annotation of a GenBank genome assembly.
AUGACGAAUUCUCCAAGGUCUACCCAUGUGGCGGCAUUGCUGUUGCUGAUGCCUCUGCUGGCGACAGGGUUCCAGCUUCGGACGCUUCCCCGCCUCUCUGCAGUGGGUAUCCCAAACAUGGCGGUCCAACCAUUCAGAGGAAAGCCAAUAUUCACUCCUCGAUGUGGAAAGCUGUUCAGUACCACCUCUCCAAAAGACACGGAUACCGACAUUCCUGUCGAAAGCACCAAUCGCGGCACUUGGGAAGAAGAACAUGACGAUGAUGAAGAGGAAGAGGAAUUGAGCCAAGAAGAAUCAGAUGAUGAAAUCGACGCCAAUGAGGAUGACGAUGACAAUAGCCCUCUUCUUCAAGAAUACGAGCAUUGGAUGAAAGCCAUUUCCAAGGCACAAACGGGUCUAUCCAAAAAGCAGACUUCCUUGGAACACGAACGGAGCAAGGCACAAGCACUCGAAGACACGGUGUCACGGGCACAAUUAAUUGUCAACAAUCUAUAUCUAUUCAACAACAACAACAACAACAACAACAACAACAAAGAUGACAAUGUCUACUACGUGGUAGAUUGGGAGAAGGAUGGGAUUGAAGUAGAAUUGAAAUUGGAUCCACAGUACGAAUCGGCAUCGGCCGAAGCAGAUGCCCUCUUUGCACAAGCCAGGAAAUUAAAGAGAGGAUCCAAAGUCGUGGAAGAAUUGCUCGAACAAGUGAAGCAAGCCCUGCAACUAUUGAUGGACUGCCAAGCCGAUUUGGAGUCGGCAAAACAACCACAACAAGCUAUGGACGAAGGACGAGUGCGAUUGGUACAAGAUCGACUGCGAAGGACAUCUAGUACCACCCAAUUUCAGGAACCACAAACGCAAUCUCGUGAUGUAACUACCAACAAUUCACGCAACAACAACCAAAACAGUAAUUCACGCCACAACAACAACAACAAGAAAAACAAGAAACCGGCGUUGGGAACCCCCGCCUCUCAUGUCCGAAAAUUACUCACCCCCAACGGCGCCACGGUCCUCGUGGGCCGAAAUCGUCGCGGCAAUGAAUACUUGACAUUUACACAAGCCCGAGGAAAUGACAUUUGGAUGCACGCUCGGGGUACUCCCGGGGCGCACAUUUUGGUAUUGGAUCGUCGCGGCAGUGUUCGUCCUACGGAUGCUUGUAUGGAAUUUGCCGCCCAUUUGGCGGCCUUUUACAGUGACGGACGCGCCGAAGCCAAGGUUCCCGUUACGGUGGCGGCUCCCAAACAUUUGCUCAAACCACGAGGAGCGCCAUUGGGUGCCGUCAAGUUGCGACAAGAAGGACAAGUCUUGUACGGGUGCCCCGAAUUGGUGCCGCCGGAAUUGGUACAAGCGCGAGCGCAAUCGGGACAAUCGGAAGAGUAUCGGUCGGCCGACAAGGCCAAACAUCGGAAGCAAACCCGGCAACGGCAGCAACGAAAAAGGACUGGUAGUAGUAACAACAAGAGACGGAAUAAACAACAACAGCAGCAGGAAGAGGAUGGGUGA